This is a messenger RNA of Aspergillus wentii DTO 134E9, 2382 nucleotides long. RefSeq lists its product as uncharacterized. Gene Ontology annotation, cellular component: nucleus. Bases 1 to 2382 code for a protein of 793 amino acids. Gene Ontology annotation, biological process: positive regulation of transcription by RNA polymerase II. Lineage: Eukaryota; Fungi; Ascomycota; Eurotiomycetes; Eurotiales; Aspergillaceae. The record is from RefSeq and is a predicted model, not a curated record. Gene Ontology annotation, molecular function: DNA-binding transcription factor activity; sequence-specific DNA binding. The transcript has 4 exons.
AUGGUUCUUCUGUUGCACUUCCUGUGUCUCUCUCCGUUACCCCGUCAAACCGAAAAACUGGCGCUGCCGUCGAUUUCGCAGGUCCACACCAGAGGUCCUGCCGAUAUUCCUUGGUACAACCACCACGCCCAAGAAAGACCCUUGUUGUCUGGCGACAAACUUCCGGCCCUGAGUCUACCCACGGCUUCGCAGCCGUCCUACCGGGCUAGCUACCAAGAUCCAACGGCCCCCGCCUCUAGUAACGCCAGUGCUCGAACAAGUCUAUCGGGCUCUGCGUCUGCUGUUAACGAGGUCAGGAGCCCCCCGCCGCCUGCAGACCUAGCCGCUGGUGGUCAGGGUCGGCUCUCUUUGGAUUCUUCUGCCCCUGCGGAUUAUACCGUCUCGCAGAACCCGGUUAGCGACAGCUACUACCCCAACCCGACUUCUAUCAGCAGCAUGAACCAGACUCAACCCUACAUGGAUGCUCAUUCCCACUUUUCGUCCGGUCAGCCAUACGCCUCGCAAGCUGCCACUGCAGGAAGUCUUCCCCACUACACCCAGUACCAGCAACCCCCAGUAUUACAGCCUGCCUCGACAACAUAUGCCCCCGCAAGCUCGUACUCGCAAUAUGGUUACCCUCCCAGUGCUGUCACUUCGCCCCAGUCUGCGACCCAGCCUCCAUCAUCCAUGAGCAGCCAAGUCCCUGCCCAACUGUUACCACUGCCAGUUACCAACCACUCCGUUGCUCCCCCAGGCUAUGGAAACACCACCGGUACACCCCUUCAAGGUUUCGUGUACGAUGGUACUGGUCAGAUCGCUCCCCCGGGAGCGAAGCCGCGCGUCACCGCCACACUUUGGGAAGAUGAAGGUAGCCUGUGCUACCAAGUCGAAGCCAAGGGCGUUUGCGUUGCCAGAAGAGAGGACAACCAUAUGAUCAACGGAACCAAGCUGCUGAAUGUUGCUGGAAUGACUCGAGGUCGCCGCGAUGGUAUCCUGAAGAGUGAAAAGAUCCGUCACGUUGUGAAGAUCGGCCCUAUGCACCUCAAGGGCGUGUGGAUUCCGUUUGAACGGGCAUUGGAGUUUGCCAACAAGGAAAAGAUCACUGAUCUGUUAUAUCCUCUGUUUGUGCACAACAUUGGUGGUCUUUUGUACCAUCCCACAAACCAGACCCGCACCAACUUGGUUGUGCAAGAGUCCCAACAACGGCGACUCGAGGGCCCGCAGGCUACCCGGACUCCUCAAGCACCGCAGCCUCCGGCUUUGCACCACCAUCACCAUCACUCCAUGCAGGCCCAAGUGCCUCAUCUGGCUCAGCCUCACGCCAUGUCUUCCCAGCCGGGUGGUCGACCAUCCCUUGACCGAGCUCACACCUUUCCUACCCCUCCAGCAAGCGCAUCUAGUUUGAUUGGCAUCACCAACCAACCAAGCUCUUACGAAUGGGGCAGCCAAGGUAUGAGCUCUGGAGUCCAGAGCUCUCAACCGCUGUCAAUCGACACAAGCUUGAGCAAUGCUCGGUCAAUGCCCAACACCCCCGCCACAACUCCCCCAGGGAACAACUUGCAAAGCAUGCAGUCGUACCAAGGUCAAUCAGGAUAUGACAGCUCCAAGCCGUAUUACUCAGCUGCUCCUCCGUCACACCCGCAGUACGCUUCGCACCAGCCUUUGGCACAGCCUAGCAUGGCUGCUUAUGGUCAGACCUUGCCCUCGACAACCUACCUCAAGAACGACAUGGGACCCCCUUCGGGCCGAGCACCCGGUGCACAGCCCGAAACGGAGGCUUCUGAUGUGAAACCGGACCGGUAUGCCCAGAGCAAUGGUCACGUUGGUAGUGGUGCUGGGGAAUCUGUCCCCGAGCACGAGCAGGAGUACAUGCAAGACAAUAGUGCUGGCUACAGUACCAGCCGGGGGUCGUACACCUACACUACCAACCCUUCCAUUGGUACUCUUACUGGAGAGCACUCUCAGCUUGCUCCAGAAAUUACCGGCUCUCCUUCGCAGCAGAAUGCCUCCGGACGUAUGACUCCUCGUACGAGUGGUGGUCCCCCGUCGCAAUGGGCUUCGGGAUACAGCACACCUCCCCGGCCCGCAGCAGCCGGCAGCCUGUACAACAUCGUCAGUGAUACCCGUGGCACAUCAGCCAACGGGGCAUCCGACGGAUACUCCGUGGCUUCUACCUCGGCCUCCACAUACUCUACUGGCAUGAACGGCACCUUGGGAUCUAACAAGCGUCUCCGGGAUGAUGAUGACGAUGACCGCAUCAUCCGGCCUGACAGCAGAGGCGCAGAGUAUGACAGCAAGCGCCGCAAGACCAUCACGGAAGCGACCGUGGGUGGACCUGUUGGGGGUGCGCCUAUGGCUUUGCAAAGCAUGAAGGCUGGAGGAGCCAUGGCUCGCCGUCGAUGA